Durusdinium trenchii is the source of this 3354-nucleotide messenger RNA. The record is from the annotation of a GenBank genome assembly. Lineage: Eukaryota; Dinophyceae; Suessiales; Symbiodiniaceae.
AUGGGAUAUCAUGUUGCUGACAGGUUUUCGACCAUGCUAAUCUAUGGUAGGGACAACACGUCAGCCGGAUUGAGAGAGUUGCAAACCAUCAUCGACGCGGUCAAGGUCGGCGACUUCUUGCCUGACAGAACACGUUCAGGGAUGUUUGCCAAUGCAUUGGCGACCAAAGAGGCCCCGGGUGAUGAUGCCGAAUCCGUCUCGAGCUCAUCUGAAGAUUCGUUUGAUGAAGAGAACCCGCAACAUGAUGAACUUGAAAAAGCUGAGAAAACCGUUUUGGAUUUCAUUCUUGCUCAAAAGGCCUCGACAGGAAUGGCAUCCUACGGCGACAAUAAGCCCGUUUUCAGGAGUAGAGCUGCAGCGGCUGGCCUUAGCGAUGACUUUGUCCAGCUUCUUGUCGAUUCCCACCUGGACAGUUUGUCAAAGUACGCCUUUUGCAGUUCAUACGUCCCGGGGUCAGGUGAUGAUGCGAGUUUCAUCAGGGCCAUUCGCAAUGCAAUAGGUCGGGACCCUUUGAUUGGCGAGCAAGCAUCUUGUCGAAAACUACUGCAUGAAGCCUAUGCCUUAGUCACUGCUGAAAUCAAGCAACAGCUCGAACGCAGUGAGGAGGUUCAGACUCGUAAGCUCACGCAGCCUGAGCGCAGUGACCUGUACCAGAAACAGGUCAAGAAGCUCGUCGGCUUGAGCCUCAAGGGACCUAUGGAACCUAGUGAUGCACUCGUUGAUGUGUUUUGUGGCAUGUAUGAUGCAAACCGCCUUCGCUUCGUGCCAUGGGAGAAGUACACUUCAAAGGAGUGCGAGUUGGAAAAGUCUGCGCGUGUUGAGCAUCAGUUUGCAGUGGAAGGUUCAGGGAAACUCCGUGUUGAGUCAAAAGUCCCAGAGUCCGCGGCCGAUACUUCGUCGGAGAUCUUACUGCAAUAUGCCUUGCAGCGUCGUGGCCUCAGCAUGGAACAAGCAAACUUACUUGACUAUGUCAUUCACCAAACGUGGGUUGACAAACUCAUUCGAACCCGGCUGCAGACGCCGCCCGACGGUUACGCUCGAGUGUCCUUUAAACAACUGCUUGAAGCCGACAAGAAGUUGUUCGAGGAGCUUUGUGAUGAGACACGAGCAGGCGUUCAGGCCACGGCAGCGGGACGGCCAUUGGACCUUGUUUUCUCACAGUGUCGCCAUAAGCCAGAAGUUCUUCAUCUUUUGCAGCCUUUACCGACUAGACCCCAGUCGACGGUGCCACCAAAGGAUGACAAGUUUGUGUGGAAUCGCUUUCAGCCCUAUUCCAAGUCAAAAGGCAAAGGGAAAGACAAGGGCAAAGGCAAGGGAUUUCGAAUGCCAGUUCAGCUGGUUGAGGGUGACCACGAGCACCUUGAAUGGGGUACACAGUCCACACCAGCAGGCAUCCUUUUUGACACCAGCAAGGAGGCUGCUUACCCAAGGCUCCUGUGCACUCGGAUUGCUGCUCUUUUGUCUUUGGCAGCGGCCGAAGACAACAUUUGUCUGUGUGACCCCUCUCAUGUCGAUUCGCAUCCGACGGAUGCUCGCGUCGCCGCUGGCAAACAGCCUCGUGGCCACAAAUUGCAGCCUCUCAUCCCGGAAUACAACGCUGUUCGUACAGUCUGUGUCGAAGCUCACAACCAGCCCAUUUUGAAUGACAAAAAGAUCCUGUUGGUGCCUUUUGCUGAUAUUCCCCUUGGUAGCAAGCUGCUGCGCACUUCCCCUGCAAAAAGGGGAGAACCAGGAAGUGACACCAGCAUGCAGACAUAUGUCUUUGGAGUUUUUCAUUCCAUGAUCGAGUUCGUUGACCGUGCAAGAGCGUUGACGCAUCCUUUUGACUCGUACAAGGCGUUGCCAGACUCGAUGCUUCGAGUGGUCUUCAAUGUUUUGACAAACUCGCCCCUCGUCAUCAUGAAGAGGAGGCUCGAGACCCUGCAGCGCUGGAGGACUUGGGCGGGUGAGCUCGAAGAGGCGAACCGCAACAUUUUUCAGAAUAUGGACCCGGGUUGUGCAUCUGUCUUGAAGGGCAAACACCUUGCGCUGUUGGAAAAGAUUGCAACGGAGCUUCAAUGGCCAGAUGUCUCGGUGCACAAGGAAAUUAGAGACGGUUUUCGACUUGUUGGGCUUCAGAAACCCUCGGGUGUUUUCAGCAAAGACGUCAAGCAUCGCACUCUGUCGGAAAGGGAAUUGCUUUCGCAGUCCAAGCACAUCAAGCCGGCGUUGUGGGGAAAGAUCAAUUCUGCGCCGGCCACCGAAUACCAACAAGACUUGUGGGACAUCGCAAUGCAAGAAGUGAGAGAGAAACAUUGGCUCCAGGGCCCCUUUUCCUUCGAAGAACUUGAAGUGAUGUUUGAUGGUGUUUGGACGCCGGUCCGCCGUUUCGCUGUCUGGCAAAGGUCCAAGUGGAGGCCCAUUGACGACUACACGGAAUGCGGUGUGAACGCAUCAUUUGGAUAUCUGGAAAAGAUAGAUCUUAGAGCCCUUGACCAGACUGUCUGGGUAGCUUCAUGUUUGAUCCGUCAUGCCAUUCAUUUGGAGUUCGCUGAGUUUCGCUUGAGCACUGGUGAAGUCUUGAGGGCCCCGGUUGACAAGCAUUGGAAACGGCACCACUCAAAGGAAUUUGUUUUGACCAAGACGGUUGACCUGAAGUCUGCGUACAAGCAACUUCCGAUUUCUCCUAUUGACAGGAAAUUGUCGAUCUUGACUUUGAAGUCACCUCGGACUGGAGAAGUCCAAGGGUUCGUGUCGAGGACUCUACCUUUUGGGAGUGUGGCGUCGGUGCUACAUUUCAAUAGAGUGGCGAGGCUGCUACACCGGAUAGGCAUGGAGCUUGAUGUCAACUGGUCAAACUACUUCGAUGAUUUCCCUGUUGUUGAAUUUGAUGAGCUGUGCCAGAGCACGUCAGGUACCAUUCGUGCGCUAACCCACCUUUUAGGGUUUGAAUGCUCGCCUGACAAGGAAGAGCCCUUUUCGUCCAGCACUCACACGCUAGGAAUGUGUCUUGACACCUCCAGUUCGCACGAAGGCUUUGUGAAGGUGAAGAAUCGUGAGGACAGGACACGAGAGCUCAAGGACGUCGUGCAGGACAUCAUUCGUUUGAAGUGUGUACAACCUAAGCUGCUCCCUUCCCUUUUUGGACGAGCUCUUUUCGCUGAGAGCUUCUUCAUGGGUCGAGCAGGGAGGCUGGCCUUGUCAGAACUGAGGCAUCUUGAAUACAGCAGAAAACCCCGCGUCGAGCUUAGCAAGUCGCAGUUGGAUGCUUUUCAAGUCUUGUCUGCCAGGUAUACUUCGUGCCAGCCCAGGGUGUUGCGUGCAGGGCCCAUUGAGCCCCCUGUGAUUGUAUUCACUGACGGUGCUUGCGAGGAG